AUGCCGUCGAAUUUACCAUAUGCCGCAGACGCAGAGAGUCCUCUAAAACCCGCCGAACUCCAGGUGCUUAGGGCACAGUAUGAGAAAGAAGGUGACUAUGUCGGGGUACAAACCAAGUUCAAUUAUGCCUGGGGCUUGAUAAAAUCAAAUCAGCGGAGCGAGCAACAACUCGGCGUCCAACUCCUGUCCGAUAUCUUCAAGACCACACCCGAGCGAAGAAGAGAGUGCCUGUACUAUCUGGCGCUGGGGAACUACAAGCUGGGAAAUUACGCAGAGGCGCGGAGGUACAAUGAUCUAUUACUGGAGAAGGAGCCUGGUAAUCUACAAGCCAGCAGCUUGAGGCAGUUGAUCGAUGACAAGGUGUCUAAGGAAGGAUUGAUGGGCAUCGCCAUCGUUGGAGGUGUCGCAGUUGCUGCGGGAAUAUUGGGCAGUAUGAUAAUGAGAGGGUCGCGGCGGCGAUGA
Messenger RNA from Exophiala spinifera, 462 nucleotides. Its product is annotated as mitochondria fission 1 protein. Gene Ontology annotation, cellular component: peroxisomal membrane; mitochondrial outer membrane. NCBI's taxonomy places the organism in Eukaryota, Fungi, Ascomycota, Eurotiomycetes, Chaetothyriales, Herpotrichiellaceae. Gene Ontology annotation, molecular function: protein binding. The record is from RefSeq and is a predicted model, not a curated record. Bases 1 to 462 code for a protein of 153 amino acids. Gene Ontology annotation, biological process: autophagy of mitochondrion; mitochondrial fission; peroxisome fission. The transcript has 4 exons.